Messenger RNA from Oryzias melastigma (Indian medaka), 1105 nucleotides. RefSeq names its product inhibitor of DNA binding 3 (gene id3). The transcript is spliced from 3 exons. The record is from RefSeq and is a predicted model, not a curated record. Gene Ontology annotation, molecular function: transcription regulator activity; protein dimerization activity. Gene Ontology annotation, cellular component: nucleus; cytoplasm. Gene Ontology annotation, biological process: circadian regulation of gene expression; cell differentiation; negative regulation of transcription by RNA polymerase II. The coding region runs from base 85 to 438 and encodes 117 amino acids. Lineage: Eukaryota; Metazoa; Chordata; Actinopteri; Beloniformes; Adrianichthyidae.
CUAAAAAAGUGUGCGUGGUUGUCACAGCCACUCAAGAGGAGACCCACGUACGAGGAAUCAUCCAACAGCAGAUUUUCUGGAAUCAUGAAAGCGAUCAGUCCCGUGCGCUCGGUGAGAAGCUGCUACAAGGCCGUGUGCUGCAUCUCGGAGCAGAGCCUCGCCAUCCACCGGAAUAAGCACGCCUGCGAGGACGAGCCGGUGAGCGCGCUGUGCGACAUGAACGACUGCUACUCCCGGCUGAAGGAGCUGGUCCCGAGCAUCCCGCAGAACAAGUCGGUCAGCCAGGUGGAGAUCCUGCAGCACGUCAUCGACUACAUCUUCGACCUGCAGAUCGCGCUGGAGGCGGUAGACCCGUCCGCGCCGGAGAUGGUUCUGUCGAUAAAGACUGCAGACAUCACGCGCAAUUUCUCCAAAGAAGAGGGUCGGUUGUGCCACUAGGAUUGCGCACUGUGGUGCAGGGAAACACAUGUCUCCACUUCACUCCGGGCAAGAGGACAAGAGGGGAAGAAAAGGGUGGGAUAGGUAUUUGGGAUAGAAGAGGAGGAGGAGGAGGUGAAGGGUUUAAAGAAAGGAGGAAAGACUGUUUCUCCCCGAGAUGAGUGGAGAUCCACAGUGGUGCAUGAGCAUGAAAACAGAGACUCAUUCUUUGGCUCCUGGACAGACGGAGCAACACAACAAAGCAGAAGUCCAAGAUUGGAAAAACUGUCUUCCUCACACAGUUGGGAUUCCUAGUAGAUAGAAGUAGAAAUAUAUUGGUACAUUGUUUUUUUGUUUGUUUUUUUCAAUGCAUUCCAGACACGUUUGUUGGCUGACCUCCACCUUAUUGCACCUCGUUUAAUUAUACAAAGUUUUGUUGAAACUUUGGCUCAUGUCUUUAUGUCAGCCAUGUGAGGUGUGAGUCAUUAUGGACGUCUAAAUCUUUAUGUUUUUGUGUGUGUGUGUAAAUCCAAACUCUAUAAUAGAGUUUAUUAUUACUGUUUGUAGGGAUUGUUAUUUCUACAGACUUUGUGCUACGAGUUUCAUAAACUCCCUACUGUAGAUUUGACUUUGUAUGUAUGGAUAUGUUAAAAAAAAAAAAGAAUUAAAGAUUAUGUCAAUCACUGUG